AUGGCUCCCCUUGCCAGCUGCUCCACCGCCAAGGUGACCGGCUCCACCGCCGUCCUGGGCGGCGCACGCGUGACCCGCCAGAAUGUGAGCAAUGGCGCCUUUGCCACCAUGCGCCGCAGCUCCUCUAGCCAGAGGCCGUCCCAGAAGGGCCGGUGGAAGGGCAUGGACGCUGGCAUGGACGCGUCGGACGACCAGCAGGACAUUUCUCGCGGCCGCGAGAUGGUGGACAGCCUGUUCCAGGGCGGCCAGGGCAUGGGCGGCACUCACAACGCGAUCCUCUCCUCCCAGGACUACCUCUCCACGGCCCAGCGCAACUUCAACAACAUCGAGGACGGCUUCUACAUCUCGCCCGCCUUCCUGGACAAGAUCUCCAUCCACGUGGCCAAGAACUUCCUGGACCUGCCCAAGAUCAAGGUUCCCCUCAUCCUGGGCAUCUGGGGUGGCAAGGGCCAGGGCAAGACCUUCCAGUGUAACUUGGCCUACAAGAAAUUGGGCAUCUCCCCCAUCGUCAUGUCCGCCGGCGAGCUGGAGAGUGGCAAUGCGGGCGAGCCCGCCAAGCUGAUCCGCCAGCGCUACCGCGAGGCCUCCGACAUUAUCAAGAAGGGCAGGAUGAGCUCCCUUUUCAUCAACGACCUGGAUGCCGGUGCCGGCCGCAUGGGCGAUGCCACCCAGUAUACCGUCAACAACCAGAUGGUGAAUGCCACGCUGAUGAACAUUGCGGACAACCCCACCAACGUGCAGCUGCCUGGCGUGUACAAGAACGAGGAGAUUCCCCGCGUGCCCAUUGUGUGCACUGGUAACGAUUUCUCCACCCUGUACGCCCCGCUGAUCCGCGAUGGCCGCAUGGAGAAGUACUAUUGGAACCCCACUCGCGAGGAUCGUGUUGGCGUGUGCAUGGGCAUCUUCCAGCACGACAAUGUGGACCGCGCCGACGUGGAGACGCUGGUGGACGCCUUCCCUGGCCAGUCCAUCGACUUCUUCGGCGCGCUGCGUGCCCGUGUGUAUGACGACAAGGUGCGGGAAUGGAUUCAGGGCACGGGUGUGGAGAACAUCGGCAAGCGCCUGGUGAACAGCCGCGAGGGCAAGGUCGAGUUCGACAAGCCCCCGAUGCCCCUCAGCACGCUGAUGAACUACGGAAAUCUGCUGGUGGAGGAGCAGGAGAACGUGAAGCGUGUGCAGCUGGCGGACGAGUACAUGAGCGGCGCGGCACUGGCCGGCUCUUCGGGCAGCAGCCUGCCGGAGGGCUACAAGGCCGUGUAA
Messenger RNA from Chlorella variabilis, 1260 nucleotides. RefSeq lists its product as hypothetical. Gene Ontology annotation, cellular component: thylakoid; chloroplast stroma. The coding region runs from base 1 to 1260 and encodes 419 amino acids. Gene Ontology annotation, molecular function: ATP binding; ATP hydrolysis activity. The transcript has 10 exons. NCBI's taxonomy places the organism in Eukaryota, Viridiplantae, Chlorophyta, Trebouxiophyceae, Chlorellales, Chlorellaceae. The record is from RefSeq and is a predicted model, not a curated record.